Culicoides brevitarsis is the source of this 842-nucleotide messenger RNA. RefSeq lists its product as uncharacterized. The coding region runs from base 76 to 645 and encodes 189 amino acids. The record is from RefSeq and is a predicted model, not a curated record. The transcript has 4 exons. NCBI's taxonomy places the organism in Eukaryota, Metazoa, Arthropoda, Insecta, Diptera, Ceratopogonidae. Gene Ontology annotation, molecular function: structural constituent of cuticle.
GUUCUAUCUUCGAGUAGUAACUGGAAGUUUUUUGUUUUAUUAAUUUAUAACAAAUAGUCCAAAAAUUAUUUAAAAAUGUUCUCAAAAGUGUUUGUUGUUCUUGCUACCGUCGUGUACGCUUCCGCAGCUCCCCAACACGCUGCCCAAUAUCCAGCUGGCGUUGAUCCCUCAAAAUGCCCCGGAUUUCCAAUUUGCGACAACGCUGCCCUUCAUGGAGUAAAUCCCGCGCCAUACAGCGCCCCGUCAUACCAUCAACCGCAAUAUUAUCAACAACCCGCUGCCCAAAAUUACGACGAAACUGGCGCCUAUGAUCCCCGAUACAAUGACCCCAACUUCCAAGGUCCCCAAAGCUACUAUCAACCCGCUGCUCCUGCUCACUAUCAAGCUCCUGCUCAUCACUAUCAACCCGCUCCUCAAGCCUAUGCUGCUCCCGUAAGCAAUCAUAUUGCUCAACCAGCUGCCGACAAAUAUCCAGCGGGAGUUUCUCCUCACGCUUGCCCAAAUUAUCCUUAUUGUGAUAUCAACGCAGGACACGCCGGACAAGUUCGUGCUGCUCCAUUGCAAGGAUUCACUGAACGUUUGUACCCCGCAGGAGUCAAUCCAGCUUCAUGCCCCAACUUCCCCGAUUGCCCAAUUGGACACUAAAUUGAAGAAUUUCGACGAAAUAGUGCCAAUUCCUUCAACUUUUUCUCCCUUUCCCAUCCAAAAAUCCUCAAUUACCUCUGAAUCUCCAUCCAACACUGCCAUAAAUUAUUACAAACAGCUUCAAAAUAUUUCUUAAAAAAAAAAGAAAAAUUUUAUUAAAAAAAAAUUGACGCGCGAAAAUGUGAUGAAUUAAAAAU